AAUACUUUAGCUGAGAAGUGAAAGAUCAUGUAUAUUAGAAGUUGAAAGUAGAAAGUUGUUGAUGAUCAAGCUCUACUUAGAUAGCUCUACUAUUGAUGUUUGAAAAACUAACGACCUUAUUCACCACCAAUGAGGAUCAAUUUACCAGAACGCAGAACCAGUUCGUAGAGCAAUGGAACAACGUUGUGGAAUGUCUGUCUUCGCGCACAGCGAUGCUGGCUCCCAACAUUUACGACACAAAAGCGUCAGUUCACAUUGCAGACAUGAUUUACAUGAUUGAACACGACAAGAUUCCAGAUGAUUCUGACUAUGGUCCAUGCGUGGAAUUUAUUCUACAGAACGAAGUGUUAUCAACACUCCAGCUCCAUGCUCAAAAUGACAUCCCGGUCGGUCUGCGAAGAAUCGUCCUCGCCUUCUUCUCCCAGCUGGUUCAGAAACUCCAAAGAUCUGUUAUCCCUCAUCUCCACAUUCACAAACCGCUUCAGAACAUGAUUUGUGUCUGCGGUGGAGGGAAAUACCCGAUUGAUGAAAUCAACUUCCUCACCUCUGUCCUAGGAAAAUUUCACGAAGAUCCCUCUCUUGUGAAUCUGUUCAUGGGUGAGACCCGGUCAAAGAACGGAACAGUGAACUACGAGUUGAGGAUUGUCGAUGCUCUCAUAUCACUAUCACACAGCAAGGAAGAUAGAGUCGUUAAGAAGAGUUGUGAAAGUUUACUAAUGUGUGUAUCUGCUGAUAGCGAGUACAUUAUUGACAGUGUUCUGUCUUACACCAUUCUGGUUCAAGAUCUGGUAUCGAGGCUGUGCCAGAGAUACAACUCAUUCCAAUCCGACCCAGACUUACUGCUGACCACGACCAUAUCAUGGAACACCCAGUUGGAGGCCGUCAUGGCUGGGAGCCUUGAUAAAGCCACUGUCAGACUGCUUCUUUGGUUGGAUUACCUGAACAGUGUAGCAACGUCCUCGCACCCUAAUUUUGUUAACAAGUUGCUACGUCACCUGGCUAAAGUCUUCCUACACACUCACAUACUCAAUGAUUUCAAGUCCUCUCAGCCACUUGACGUUGUCAAAGCCCUGGCCAUGUGCCAGAAAAUGUUGGGUGUUGUGACUUCUGAACUACUAUUGGUUGAGGUACUGAAGUUCCUAACAGAUGACCCAGUAAUAACCACGCUCUGUUCGCUCUUGAACAACGAGGAUACCCGAGUACUGACCAGUGUCCUCACGCUCCUGUGCGAGUUGUUCGAGACCCGACACUCGCUGGUUGUGGAGACACUCGUCCUGCGGUAUACUCGUAAGAAUGUGAGCGUGAGAAGCAAGUUGUUGUUGGAGAGGGAGGAGGAGUACAGACCCAUACUCAUCAGGGCUAACAGCAGUGACAGUGGAGUUGAUGAGAUGUACAGCGACGAGGAGACUAGUUUCAUCCACAUGGACACAUCCAUGGUAAAUCACUUCGAGGCGGACCAACAAUCACCAUCCCUCGCCAGAAAACUACAGGAAUUAGAGAUCUCUGAGAAUACUGUAUCGUCAGAGGGCAGGGAUACUCAGCAGCAUGACUGUGUGACGUCAUUAAACAUUGAUGUGACGUCAUCAAAUGAUAACGUUACGUCAUCACAGAAUGCGACCGUUUCAUUACAUGAACAUGUAACAUCAUCAGAAAACAAUGUGGAUUCAUCAGAAAAUAACACAACGUCGUUAGAAAAUAACGCAAAUCUAUCUGAACAUAAUGUGAUGUCAUCAGAAAAUAACGUGAAUCUAUCUGAAAAUAAUGUGACGUCAUCAGAAAAUAACGCAAAUUUAUCUGAAAAUAACGCAAAUCUAUCAGAAACUAACGCGGUAUCAACAGAAAAUAAUGUGACGUCAUCAGAAAACUGUUCCACAUCAUCAGUUCCUCAGGAAGCAGAAACAUCGUCUCAGGACGGGUUUGUAAUUGAUGCAACAUCGUCAGCUGGAGGUUCAAUACCGUCUGAACAGUCCAACUGUAAAUCAGUCUCAACUGAUAGUGUUAUGGGGGAAUUAGAUUCUAGCUCCUCGACAUCAUUAUCAAUUAGUGAAAUUAACUACGAGCCUUUAGACUCCGGGAACCCUGAAACAUAUGGUAAAAGUUGCGAAGAAAAUUCAGUGGCCGAUAAAGUUACCAGCGAUAGUCCAGAAUCAAUUGUAAUAUCUGAGACUCCCCAAGAGGAACCAAACUUUCCAGAAAACAUUAAACCGAUAAAUCCUGCCAAGGAAGCUUUGAAGAGUUCAUCUAUAACUCUGGAGCACAACCGUGUUGGAUCACCUAACCACUUCAAGACAGUUAUUGUUUCUCAUGACCAAGCAGAAGACAGCAGAAAGGGAGAUAAGAAUGGAAAGAUUACACUAAAACUAGAGGCAUCAGUAGCAAAAUUUGUGGAACUAAUGCCAGUUCUGGAUCAACCCAAAAUGGCGGGAUUUAACGAGUAUCUUUAUGAUGCUCAUCUCAAGGCUGAAGAGGUUAUGUAUGCAUACAGCUGGAUCCCCGCCCAUUACAGCUCAAUUGAGGAUGACGACCUAAUCUCAGAUAUUGGAGUUUUCCUGGAGAAAGUUUUCUCCAUGGUUCAGAGCAUACCUUAUCAGAGUUACAUGGUGAACAUGUUGCUGAUGUCGUUGGUUUCAGAGAUAGUUCACAUACCUCACGACAGCGUUACCUUGUUGCUCCUUGACACUUCUCUUCCAUCUCCCCCUUUGUACAACGCUUUACUUGACAUCUCGCGGGAGUUCCGUGAUAUUUUCGAGGCUAGCCCCACUCUAAAAGAUCUUCUCCGGACGGAACUGGACUAUGAGAUGCCAGAUGUUUGUAGAGCUGCAUUCCUUACAGAGGAAUUCUGUAAGGAACUAGCUGCUACAGCUCUUGUUAAGUCCACCACGUGACAGAUGCACAUUGCACGUGACAGAUGCACGUGACAAACCUACAACAUGAUAGUUUAUCUAAACUGACAGAGUAAUAAUGAAGUUUUUAU
Messenger RNA from Bolinopsis microptera, 2974 nucleotides. RefSeq lists its product as uncharacterized. Lineage: Eukaryota; Metazoa; Ctenophora; Tentaculata; Lobata; Bolinopsidae. The transcript is spliced from 15 exons. Bases 96 to 2885 code for a protein of 929 amino acids. The record is from RefSeq and is a predicted model, not a curated record.